UAUCCUUCACUGUUGUGUGUUUCAGAGACUGGAGCACAAGGAGGUUUUAGUUGGCUUGUUGUUCCUGGUGUUCCCGUUCAUUCCAGCCAGCAACCUCUUCUUCAGGGUGGGUUUUGUGGUGGCGGAGAGAGUCCUUUACAUGCCUAGCAUGGGCUACUGCAUCCUUUUUGUGCACGGACUGAGCAAGCUCUGCACUUGGCUGAAUCGAUGUGGGGCCACCUCCCUGAUUGUGUCCACUGUGUUGCUGCUGUUGCUUUUCUCUUGGAAAACUGUGAAACAGAAUGAAAUUUGGCUGUCCAGAGAGUCCCUAUUCAGGUCUGGAGUUCAAACUCUGCCCCACAAUGCCAAGGUUCACUACAACUAUGCCAAUUUCCUGAAGGACCAAGGUCGGAACAAGGAAGCCAUCUACCACUACAGAACAGCCCUCAAGUUGUAUCCACGCCAUGCAAGUGCCCUCAACAACCUUGGGACACUGAUGAGAGACACAGCAGAGGCAAAGAUGUACUAUCAGAGGGCUCUCCAGCUCCAUCCACAGCAUAACCGGGCUCUUUUCAAUCUGGGGAAUCUCCUUAAGUCUCAGGAGAAAAAGGAAGAAGCUAUCACCUUACUGAAGGAUUCCAUUAAAUAUGGUCCGGAGUUUGCAGAUGCAUAUUCAAGUUUAGCUUCAUUAUUGGCUGAGCAGGAGAGGUUUAAAGAAGCUGAAGAAACAUACCAGGCAGGAAUAAAGAACUGUCCAGACAGCUCAGAUUUACACAACAACUAUGGGGUUUUCUUAGUUGAUACCGGCUUUCCAGAAAAGGCAGUGGCCCAUUACCAACAGGCUAUCAAACUCAGCCCCAGUCAUCACGUGGCCAUGGUGAACUUGGGAAGACUCUACAGGUCACUAGGAGAGAACAGCAUGGCUGAAGAAUGGUACAAGCGCGCCCUGCAGGUGGCACACAAAGCUGAGAUAUUGUCACCUUUGGGAGCGCUGUAUUACAACACCGGCCGAUAUGAAGAGGCUUUGCAGAUUUACCAGGAAGCAGCAGCACUUCAGCCUUCUCAAAGGGAGCUCCGCUUGGCACUGGCUCAGGUUUUGGCUGUGAUGGGUCAGACAAAAGAAGCUGAAAAGAUGACCAAUCAGAUUGUGUCAGAGGAGACCGGGUGCCUUGAAUGCUAUCGCCUCUUGUCAGCAAUCUAUAGCAAGCAGGAGAACCAUGACAAGGCACUUGAUGCUAUAGACAAGGCUCUCCAGCUGAAACCAAAGGACCCAAAAGUCAUUUCUGAACUUUUUUUCACAAAAGGAAACCAACUAAGAGAGCAGAACCUUCUUGACAAAGCUUUUGAGAGCUAUAAAGCGGCUGUGCGACUAAAUCCAGACCAAGCACAGGCCUGGAUGAACAUGGGUGGCAUCCAGCACAUCAAGGGAAACUAUGUGUCUGCAAGAGCGUAUUAUGAGAGAGCCUUACAGCUGGUUCCAGACAGUAAACUGCUGAAGGAAAAUCUUGCCAAAUUGGAUCGCCUAGAAAAACGAUUACAAGAAGUUCAAGAAAAGGAUCAAAAGUAGCACCGUUUGACCCAGCCUCACAGGAUAAUGUGGUGCCUCUGAAAGGGGAAAGAGUGAUGGAAGCCUUGCUUUCACAUCAGUAGGGGGACAACUAAUGAGAUUUUAUCUCAUUCCGAGUUCAGGUGGCACAUUUUGGGACAUCUGCUGGUAGGUCAGUGCUGAAGGACUUGCUUUUCCAUGAAGGAAGACAAAAACAGCAAACAAGGGCACGAAGAUCUGAGAAGGAAGAACGACAAUUACACAUUUUACAGAUUUUUGUUUGGUUUAACUCCAGAGUUCUCUUGAUAGGUCUCUGUGCUUUAGAGACAUGGAGAUCUAAUUCUGUUUCCUAGUUUAGACAUUUAUGUCCCAGAAAUACAGAAGCUUGAAAUGCUAUGAAGGCGGAGCUUCUAUUCUUUGGGGGGUGAAAUAUUUCAAAAGAGGAUAAAUCCUCUGGGGUAAGCCAUUUGGAAAAUCCUACCAAGAAUUGGCUUAUUUAAUUUUCCAGAACUAGAUGUGAGUAUCUAAUAGCUUUUGUAGAAACCUCCAGAAUAUUUGGGGUAAAGGGCUAUUGCUAAGUGAAUUUUAUCUAAUAUCCCCCUAAGAGUAUUACUAGUGCUUUUUUGAGGAAUAAAAAGGAAGCUCCUGGAAUCGUAUGUGGAUACCUUUAUCCCUACGGGAAACUCAAGGAGCUUGACACUCCUAAUUCUCUAUGGAAAUGUUUAAAACUAUUUUACUUUUAUUACAAGUAUUACUAGAGUAGUGGUUCUACUCUAAGAUUUCAAAAGUGCAUUUAAAAAUCAUACAUGUUCCCGCCUGCAAAUAUAUUGUUAUUUUGGUGAAGAAAAAAAAAUAGUAUAUUCUACAUAAAAAAAUUAAAGAUAUUAACUGAGAGAAAUGUCCUACUUUAUUAUCUUAAUAUUCAGGCAUCAUGAGAUUUACUAUUUUUUUGGAAAAUAUAUUUAACCAUUGAGGAACCUUUAUGAUGUAUCACAGAAAUCUUCAUAGACUCUAACUAGAUU
Molecule: messenger RNA, 2547 nt
Organism: Cebus imitator (Panamanian white-faced capuchin)
Lineage: Eukaryota; Metazoa; Chordata; Mammalia; Primates; Cebidae
Product: protein O-mannosyl-transferase TMTC1
Exons: 12
Coding region: 140-1546 (468 amino acids)
Biological process (GO): protein O-linked glycosylation via mannose
Molecular function (GO): mannosyltransferase activity; protein binding
Source: RefSeq, a predicted model, not a curated record